AUGACAUCAUCCACACCUUCUGCAAAGGACCUGAUCCUUCCUUUGUUGGCAGCCGUCGGCGGUUUGUUCAACAUCCCCUGUUCUAUCUCAGCCCCGGGCAAUCACGAGAGCAACACAUUUGAAGCCAUUCAGCUCAGCGCACAGGGAGGAGAACGACAGAGAAAAGAUGUAAUGAAACUUGCUGCCACCUUCGAAAAGCUGAUUGCAGAACGAAGGAAGGAGGAGAAGUAUCGUGACGUCAGCGUGGCCGACAUUCUUGGGGAGUUAGUGAAGGACUACAACUCGUACAAAGCAAAUGCCGCCUUGAAGAGGUGGCAAUUGACUCCAGAUCAACAAAGUGCCAUCUCAGGUGUGAUUAAUGGGAUGUCCGCUGAGGCACGUCAGUUGGUCAGGCAGCACUUGGACUUCAACAAGUAUGACGAGAGUGGCUACAAUGAAUCACUCUUGAGGAGCAAGCGGCAUCAGCUUCAUGAAGUGCCCAAAGGGAUUCCACCUUCCUGGAUUGAUCGCUUGACUGUGACCCAUGACUCUCAGACCCUUCACUUCAAACGCUACAACCAGUGGUGGGCAUCAAAUGCCAAGCGUGUGAAGAAAUCUGCACGGGCCAGACUGCGCUGGGGGGAGGAGCAGUGGGGCAAGAGCGUUGAUCAGUGCUGCCUUGUUGUGUGGGCCAUCAGAGAACGCAGCAAGAACCCAAAGGUGGCUCAACAAACUUCAUUAAACAAUAUCCAUUUUGUUGUUUUGCUUAGAGAUGUUGUGAAUGUUUGUGUUCUGUUUGUGCCAUUGGCAAGCAAAGGUCACUUCAGGCAUGCUUGA
Messenger RNA from Durusdinium trenchii, 816 nucleotides. The record is from the annotation of a GenBank genome assembly. Lineage: Eukaryota; Dinophyceae; Suessiales; Symbiodiniaceae.